Cavia porcellus (domestic guinea pig) is the source of this 4500-nucleotide messenger RNA. RefSeq names its product MBL associated serine protease 1 (gene Masp1). Lineage: Eukaryota; Metazoa; Chordata; Mammalia; Rodentia; Caviidae. The record is from RefSeq and is a predicted model, not a curated record. Gene Ontology annotation, biological process: proteolysis; complement activation, lectin pathway. The transcript has 15 exons. Gene Ontology annotation, molecular function: calcium ion binding; serine-type endopeptidase activity. Gene Ontology annotation, cellular component: extracellular region. The coding region runs from base 1 to 2106 and encodes 701 amino acids.
AUGUUUUUCAGGUGGCUCCUCCUCUGUUACGGUCUGUGCUUCUCCCUGUUGAAGGCUUCGGGCCACACUGUGGAGCUAAAUGAUAUGUUUGGCCAGAUUCAGUCCCCUGGCUAUCCUGACUCCUAUCCAAGCGACUCAGAGGUGACUUGGAAUAUCACUGUCCCUGAAGGAUUUCGGAUCAAGCUUUACUUCAUGCACUUCAACUUGGAGUCAUCGUACCUUUGUGAAUAUGACUACGUGAAGGUAGAAACUGAAGACCAGGUCCUGGCAACUUUCUGUGGGAAGGAGACCACAGAUACAGAGCAGACCCCAGGCCAGGAAGUGGUCCUCUCCCCUGGCUCCUUCAUGUCCGUCACCUUCCGAUCAGAUUUCUCCAAUGAGGAGCGAUUCACAGGCUUUGAUGCCCACUAUAUGGCUGUGGAUGUGGAUGAAUGCAAGGAAAGGGAGGACGAGGAGCUGUCCUGUGACCACUACUGCCACAACUAUAUCGGUGGCUACUACUGCUCCUGCCGCUUUGGUUACAUCCUUCACACAGACAACAGGACCUGUCGAGUGGAGUGCAGUGACAACCUCUUUACCCAGAGGACCGGCCUGAUCACCAGCCCCGACUACCCCAACCCUUAUCCCAAGAGCUCUGAAUGCUUCUAUACCAUUGAGCUGGAGGAAGGCUUCAUGGUCAGCCUGCAGUUUGAGGACCUUUUUGACAUUGAGGACCAUCCUGAGGUGCCCUGCCCCUAUGACUUCAUCAAGAUUAAAGCCGGCUCCAAUGUAUUUGGACCCUUCUGUGGGGAGAAGGCACCAGAACUCAUCAGUACCCAGAGCCACAGUGUCCAGAUCCUGUUCCACAGCGACAACUCGGGCGAGAACCGGGGCUGGAGGCUCUCGUACAGGGCUGCAGGCAACGAGUGCCCAGGGCUACGGCCUCCUGUCCACGGGAAAAUCGAACCCUUGCAAACCACAUACUCUUUCAAAGACCAAGUGCUCGUCAGCUGUGACACAGGCUACAAAGUGCUUAAGGAUAAUGUGAUGAUGGACACGUUUCAAAUUGAGUGUCUGAAAGAUGGAACAUGGAGCAACAAGAUACCCACCUGUCAAAUUGUAGACUGCGGAGCCCCAACAGAGCUGGAACAUGGGUUGGUUACCUUCUCCUCGAUGAACAACCUUACCACUUACAAAUCUGAAAUCAGAUUCUCCUGCCAGCAUCCCUAUUACAAGAUGCUUCACAAUAUCACAGGAAUAUACACCUGCUCUGCCCAAGGGAUCUGGAUGAAUGAAGUGCUGGGGAGAAGCCUGCCUAUCUGCCUUCCAGUGUGUGGAUCCCCGAAGAUUCACCGGAAGCAAAUGGCCAGAAUCUUCAAUGGACGCCCAGCCGAGAAGGGCACCACUCCCUGGAUUGCCAUGCUGUCUCACCCAACUGAUGUGCCCUUCUGUGGAGGCACGCUUCUAGACCUCAACUGGCUCGUGACUGCUGCUCACUGCCUCCACCAGCCAGUGGACUCCGAGGACCCAAGACUACACGCCUCCUACCUACUCCACCCUUCUGACUUCAAAAUCAUCAUGGGCAAGCAUUGGAGGCGCCACUCAGAUGCAGACGAGCAGCACCUCCGAGUCAAACAGAUCAUCUUGCACCCCCUGUAUAACCCCAGCACAUUUGAGAAUGAUGUGGCUCUACUGGAGCUGUCAGAGAGCCCAACACUGAACAACUUUGUGAUGCCCAUCUGUCUGCCUGAGGAGCCCUCACAAGAAGGAUCUAUGGUCAUCGUCAGUGGCUGGGGGAAGCAGUUCUUGCAAAGGUUCCCAGAGACUCUCAUGGAGAUUGAAAUUCCACUUGUUGAUCACCACACCUGCAAGGAGGCUUAUGUCCCGUUGAAGAAGAAAGUGACUGAGGACAUGAUCUGUGCUGGGGAGAAGGAAGGGGGGAAGGACGCCUGCGCAGGCGACUCCGGAGGCCCGAUGGUGACCUUGGAUACAGAGAGGGGCCGGUGGUACCUGGUGGGCACUGUGUCCUGGGGCCAGGGCUGUGGGCUGAAGGACCACUACGGAGUGUAUUCCUACAUCUACCACCACAAAGGCUGGAUCCAGAAUGUCACCGGGGUGAAGAACUGAGCGCCCUGCCACAUACCCUGCCAUUCAUCCCGCCUACCACUGAGCAAUACUGCUACGGAGCGUCUGUGACAGCAGUUAGAAGCCAAGGCCAAGUCCACACUCUGUUCCUUAGGAUCUUUGUGAUGCUGGACAGCUGACGUCACCUUUUUUUUCUUUUUUGAUACCAGGGAUCGAUCUCAUGACCUCGUGCUGCAGGCACUUAUGACACUGAGCGAAGUCCUCAGCCCAGAUGUCACUUUUUGAACCUGAUUGUUUGUCCCCAAGGUGCAAAGGGCACAGCUGACCUACCUCUUCAAAGCCUGAUGAGGAUGAAACGAAUUAAUACAUACAACGCACUUAAGCAUGUGAAUGGCCUAACUACGAGUUCAGUAAAUAUGAUGAAGCAGAUAGCGAAGUUCUCUUACCAACUCCUAAGGAUGACUGGCCCCACUCUGACCAACUUUACAUGUCCUCUCAUGCCCUAGGGCUUUUUCCCCCCACGUGUAUCUCUAUCAACCUUGAUCCAGCCCUCCCUCCACAAAAAGAUAAAACACAUAAGGCUCUUGGUCCUGUGGCACGGCCCACAGCAGUAUAGCUAUGCAAUUUACGUAGGCACCAAAUUGUAAGGGUGACUGGGGACAGAGAUAGGGGAUUGGGAAUAACACCUGGACCAGCUCCGUCCCCAGCUUGCCAUGGGGCCCCAUGAAAGUUCUUUUAGCUCAUCCUGAAGGGUCCUACCAGCUCUGACAAUCCCAGAUCUAACAAAGCCUUAUUUUCCCUGACGUGAGUUAAAACUAAAGUAACCCUAAGGCAAAAAUUUUAUUAGGUUCAAAAAAGCUUUGAAGCAAACAAAAUGUGGCUUCUGCUCCUGCAAUAUACGCUCACCCCGUCCACCUCAACCUGGUCCUGAAGGACCCAUUCCAGGCAACAUGAAGCCUGUGGGUCUUUCCUUAUUCUCAAGCAGAAUUUCUUUCCUGAGUCCUAGCCCAAGCAGUGUGCCUCUGCCACCCAAGAACACUUUCUUCCUCAGGGAGCUUUCUAGAGACCUUACCCCCUCCAGAGCUCUGGAAGAUUUCAAGGGAUCAGAAGCCCCAAGUCCCUGUCUUCUUUUCUAUCAGAAUUUCUUUUCUUGGAAGACCUUAGCACUGCAGUUUCUAGGUUGUUCUGAGUGUGUUACUGAAAGGGAACAACAACAGGAACUGAGAGCUGUAGGUAUUAGACGCUGUGCCAAACACCUGGAGACCGCAAUUCGCAGCCCGACCCAGUCCUAGGAGAAAGUCUAACUCUGUGUGUCCCGCAGAGAGAUGACAAGGAGGUCCAACUUCAUCAAAUAUUUACUAAACAAGCGGUGCUCUAUUUUAAACACCAAAGAAUUGUGACACAGAGUUCUGAGGCUGCUCACGAGGCAGUCCAAGACUCUGUACCUUCCCAUUUUGCACUUCCUGGCUCCACCCCCAGUUCUAGGCUAGGCUGACUGCUGCUACUGGGCUACUGUGAUGAGCAGAGUGUGACCCAUGCCUUCCAGGAGCUCCUAGAAGGAGCUGUGAGCAGUAUCUGAGAGACUGCUGCAUGGGAAUGGACACUACCCAGUGCUUUGUUUUGAAGAGGCAUGGAGGUCAAAGAAAGGCCAUUCUGGCGUGGAGCUGUUGGGGAAGGCAACACCAGAAAGGUUUCCCGGAAGAGAUAUGUUUGCUCACGGUGGGCAUUGCCACAGAUGAGACAGAGACAGGCUUCCAGAUGGAGGGAGAGCAAGAGUAAAUGUCACUUUAAGUUUCCUCAAAUUACACCAGCUCUUCCAAUGAAAAUGGCAUAUUCAGGAGACAGGUGCUCUGGGAUUAGAAUAAACAUCUGAAAGAGGCUUUCUCCUACAAGUCUAGAACAUUAGCCUCUGCAAUUUUAGACUACUAAUUGGGACUGGAAGCAGCCUCAUAAUUUGUACACAGAUACUGAGUUCUGGUUGGACUCAGUGUGUCCUGCUUUUCCCCAGUUGCAGUAUCAUACAGACUGAGAAAGUGACUGAACGGGCCAAGGACCCUCACCUGUCCUUGAUCUACAAGCAUUUGUUAGGCAGGAAUCUCCUGCUCUACCCAGAUCUCUCAGGGUUGCACAAGCAGAAGUGUCUGUUUGGUUGGCUUGUCUACCUCUAUGCCCUCCUGGAUGCCUCUGGUAAUGAGAAGUUCACUACCUCCAAAUGCUGCCCUUUCCAACUUUAAAAUGUGCUGCUCUUAGCCAGAGUUUGCUUCAAUGCAAUCAGAAUUUACCUCCUUAGAGUAUAGUUUGUAUCAUGAGAGCCAUAAUUUCAUACUGUGAAUCCUGUUAUUAGCAAUAAUGGUUGUGCCUGGAUUUCAUUAGCGACAGAAGCUGUUCUUAUGGGAAGUUACAGAUUUCUUCUAAUAAACAUCUGCAAUGAGUCAA